This is a messenger RNA of Cuculus canorus (common cuckoo), 11114 nucleotides long. RefSeq names its product sarcolemma associated protein (gene SLMAP). The coding region runs from base 9 to 2597 and encodes 862 amino acids. The transcript is spliced from 24 exons. NCBI's taxonomy places the organism in Eukaryota, Metazoa, Chordata, Aves, Cuculiformes, Cuculidae. The record is from RefSeq and is a predicted model, not a curated record. Gene Ontology annotation, molecular function: protein binding. Gene Ontology annotation, biological process: regulation of membrane depolarization during cardiac muscle cell action potential; acrosome assembly; regulation of voltage-gated sodium channel activity. Gene Ontology annotation, cellular component: acrosomal membrane.
UGUCCUCGAUGCCUUCAGCCUUGGCCAUCUUCACUUGCCGCCCGAACUCUCAUCCGUUUCAGGAGCGUCAUGUCUACCUGGACGAGCCUGUCAAGAUCGGCCGCUCAGUGGCUCGCUGCCGGCCAGCUCAGAAUAAUGCAACUUUUGACUGUAAGGUGCUGUCCAGGAACCAUGCGCUUGUCUGGUUUGAUCACAAGACAGGCAAGUUCUAUCUUCAAGACACUAAAAGUAGUAAUGGUACCUUUAUUAAUAGUCAGAGACUGAGUAGAGGAUCUGAGGAAAGCCCACCAUGUGAAAUUAUGUCAGGUGACAUCAUUCAGUUCGGUGUAGAUGUGACGGAGAACACGCGGAAAGGUAAGGUUACCCAUGGAUGUAUAGUCUCCACAAUCAAACUGUUUCUUCCAGAUGGAAUGGAAGCUCGAUUGCGAUCAGAUGUUAUCCAUGCUCCAUUACCAAGUCCUGUUGACAAGGUUGCUGCUAACACUCCCAGUAUGUAUUCUCAGGAAUUGUUUCAGCUUUCGCAGUAUCUGCAGGAAGCCUUACAUCGGGAACAAAUGUUGGAACAGAAGCUGGCAACCCUUCAGCGACUACUUGCUGUCACACAAGAGGCUUCAGAUACUAGUUGGCAGGCUUUAAUAGAUGAAGACAGGCUGCUAUCAAGAUUAGAGGUUAUGGGAAAUCAAUUACAGGCGUGUUCAAAGAAUCAAACAGAAGACAGUAUACGAAAAGAGCUUAUAGCAUUACAAGAAGACAAACACAACUAUGAGACAACAGCCAAAGAGUCCCUGAGGCGGGUCCUUCAGGAGAAAAUUGAAGUGGUCAGAAAACUGUCUGAAGUGGAGCGGAGUUUAAGUAAUACAGAAGAUGAAUGUACUCACCUGAAAGAAAUGAAUGAGCGGACUCAGGAAGAAUUGAGAGAAUUAGCUAAUAAGUACAAUGGAGCUGUAAAUGAAAUUAAAGAUCUUUCUGACAAGCUAAAGGUGGCAGAAGGAAGACAAGAAGAAAUCCAACAGAAAGGACUGGCUGAGAAAAAAGAAUUGCAGCAUAAAAUAGAUGAAAUGGAAGAGAGAGAACAAGAGCUGCAAGCAAAAAUAGAAGCCUUACAGGCUGAUAAUGACUUCACCAAUGAGCGGCUGACUGCUUUACAAGUACGGUUAGAACAUCUUCAAGAGAAAACUCUUAAAGAACACAACAGCUUAGGCAUACAAGUUGACGACUUCAUACCUAAAAUUAAUGGGAGCACAGAGAAAGAGCACUUUCUUUCAAAGAGUGAAGGGGACUGCACUUUUAUUCAUCAGUUCAUAGAGUGUCAGAGUGAGUACAAGAGUGUUCAUCACAUUUGCUUUAAAAACAACGGAAAACCCAGAAAAGACAAGAUCAUAGAUGAAGGACAUCUAACCAAAGUGGAAGAAACAAAGCUUUUGAAAGAGAAUCAAGGAAGAGUCAAAGAAUCUGAUUUGUCGGACACUCUUAGUCCAAGCAAGGAAAAAAGCAGCGACGACACUACAGAUGCCCAGAUGGAUGACCAAGAUCUAAAUGACCCUAUUGCUAAAGUAGCUCUUCUGAAAGAUGAAUUGCAGGGUGCCCAAUCAGAGACUGAGGCUAAACAAGAAAUUCAGCAGCUGCACAAGGAGCUGGUUGAAGCCCAAGAGCUAGCUAGGACAAGUAAACAAAAAUGCUUUGAACUUCAAGCGCUAUUGGAAGAAGAGAGAAAAGCGUAUCGAGUGCAAGUUGAAGAAUCUAACAAGCAAAUAAAUGUUCUUCAAGCCCAACUGCGACGAUUACAGGAAGAUAUUGAGAAUCUUCGUGCGGAAAAGGAGAAUGAAGUUUCAAGUGCUCGAAAUGAACUAGUCAGUGCUCAAAAUGAGAUUCUGUCACUUCGACAAGUAUCGGAAAAGGCAGCGUCAGAACGAGAUACAGAUAUUUCUGCAUUGCAAGAUGAGCUGCAAACAGUGCGAGCAGAGCUUGAACGAUGGCGGAAAGAUGCCUCAGAUUAUGAAAAAGAAAUUGUCAGUCUGCAAGCCAGUUUUCAGCUCAGAUGUCAGCAGUGUGAGGAUCAGCAAAAGGAAGAAGCUACUCGCUUAAAAGGUGAACUUGAAAAGUUGAAGGCAGAGUGGAGUGCUCUGGAAGCUGAAUGUGCUACACUAAGGAAGGAAAAUACUUUGCUUACAUCUGAAAUUCAGCGACAAGAGAAGGAGCUUUCUAGCUCUCAGAAGCAGAGUUUAGCACUAACCAGCGACAUAAGUGUUCUUCAAAUGUCUCGAAAGGAACUUGAAAAUGAGAUGGGUUCUUUGAGAGAAAAACAUCAACGGGAUGCAGCUAGUCUAAAAAGCCAGCUCAGUGAAGCUGAGAGUCAAGCAAAAGAUGUUCAGAAAGAGUAUGAAAGAACACAGACUGUGCUCUCAGAGCUGAAGGCGAAGUAUGAGCUGACUGAACAAGAAAAUCAGUCACUCGCGGAAGAGCUCAAACAAUGUAAAGAAAACCUGAAGCUGCUACAAGAAAAAGGAAACAACCCUUCCAUAUUACAACCCGUCCCAGCCGUAUUCAUCGGCCUAAUCCUGGCUUUCCUGUAUUGGUGUUACGGCCCAUUGUGGUAGCGAAAGAGACAAUGGCCUUGGAUGCCUGUGAUGGCAGCUUUGGUUGCUGUAACAGCCGUGGUGCUGUACCCAGGCCUAACCAGAGCUUCUCCAUGAGAACUGUUGUUGAAUCCAUACACCGUCCUCCCUUUAGAAGCUGGCAACAUUCAUAUACUGAGGGAAAACAGAUUAAUUCUCUUCCUUUUUACCUCUUAAUACAGCACAGCUCUGCGUGAGAACAGCAGUAGGGUCAUUUGCUUUAAACUGUAUAAAAUGUAUCUGUCUAUAAAGAGGGAAUAAAAUUGUGAUUCAUCAUACUGUGAGCAAUAUUUUUGCUUACAAUUUCAUGCAAGUUUUAAAUUAGUAUGUUGGGAUUCUGAGUACUAUAAUGGUGGCCUAAAGUAGGCUUCGUGGUACCAAAUUAUUUAUAACGGCUAGGGUUGUAGACACUUAACUUUAGAAUCUGAUUGCCAGAUUUAAAAGGAAAAACACAUUUCUGAUUUGGACACCCAAGCCAAGUAACCUUGCAGAUACUUGGAAAACAGAUGCAGUGCGCUCAGUGCCUUUCAGUACCAUUUUAUUCUUUUUAAGGAAACCCUAGUACACCGUUUUACUUGCUGUUAGUCACUGAGCUGUUGGGAACAAGAAUUGAGAAAACUUCUCUUACCAUGCCUUUUGAAGGAAGCAUAUUUUUCUCUGAUAAGGAUUGCUUUAUUAAUGAUUCUUGGGAAUAAACACAAUUCAUGUCCAGCCUUAAAGAGAUAGAGAUGUUGGUGGUGAAGACCAGCCUAGAGUAAUUAGUGUGCGUGUGUGCGAGUGUAAGCAUGUGUGUGUUCUUGAGUGAACUAAGGUGUUUCUGGGAGCAAGUACUUGGUCAUUUGAUGGACAUAGUGCAGUGAUUCAACUUACAUUAUCUUUAGUUUGAAUGUAAUUUAUUAAAUUUCAUAUAUUUAAAGAGAUGCAUUCUUUAAAGUAUGAAUACUUUUCGCAUACCACAUGUAUCAAUUUAUUUUUUCAGUCAUUUGAUACUUUCUGACUUGAGCUGGAGAGGCUCUUUAGAUAAGCUUUUAUUGACGUAACUUUAAAAGAACUGCUACAGCACAUCUGUGAUUAGCCAGAAAAUAUCCAAGAUACCUAAAAUACUACAAAAUUGAAAUCAUAUACCUGUUGAUGUAUUGUCAGGUCAAGGUGAUUUUGAUUUGGUAGUAAGACUUUGUGCAUCCUCAUCACAUGGCUGUAAGUAUGAUGCAGUGGUCCCCAUUACAAAGUUUCUUUUUCUUAUCUCAGUACUAUUACUAUUGCUAUUUGCUGACUUUUGGUGGGAAUCACUGUAGUUAGUGCUGAAUUAAAUGUAGACUGUAGUCGUCUUGUUCAGCUCAACAGUUCUGUCAAAAAAGUUUAUUAAAGACUUAAUGUGCUAAAGGAUGGUAAAGUAAAAUGGCUCUGCUAAAGGAAACUUCAAAAUAGGGAGGUCAUCUCAGCAAUUGAAUUGGCUUUAACAAUGUUAUGGCAAUCGACAGGUAGCUUAAAUAUUUAAAUAGAAAUUUAGCAUAUAAUUUACUUCGUGAGGUUUUAAGGGUCAUUCUCCUUUAAUUAAAGGUUCUGUCUUGAGUUACAUGGGAUUUGCUAAUGGGAGGAUUAUUAGUUGGAAAAAAAAAAUAGUCCACAAGUGACUUGUAGAAAGUAAAUAUUGUCAUUUAGUUCAUUCAUUUCAUCCUUUUCAGUUGCAGGAAGCCACCCAACCACAGAACACUCAUAUGCCAGUGGUACUUAGUACCUCUUGUAUAUAGGUUAUUGCAAAUAUUGUUCUGAAAUGCUUAACUUCAGAAUUACAUUUUUUUAAAGUAAAUAAUUGUUUUAAAUCUAUUUUGUAAAGAUAUAAAAAUACAAUAGAAUUUCUGGAGUACAGAUUAAACUAUUUGCACUAACACACGUGAUGUGCAUGAUUUAAUAAAAUAACUUUACUCUCCCUAUGCAUGUUUGAGUUGAAUGUCAUUUAAAAACGAAAGAUUCAUGCUAAGUUCUUUUGCACUAGAUAUUGCCACAGUUACUAGGCACAGUGUCUGCAGCAUGCCCAAUAAUAGCAAAAGAUUUAUUUUUUUUAUUACCUUGUAUUUCAUGUUUGCACUGGUUUCAGUUUUUGUCUAGCUGAUCUCUCUCCCAGCUGUGGUUUUUGGAAAGAAAUCGGGGAGGAGAGAGCGCUGAAAGGCUUGGGAGCAUUAUUGCCAUGGGCAGGGGGGGAAGAGUGUUCACAGCUGAAGGGUGGCUUGUGCCUGUGGCAGGGGAUGUGAGAUUGGAGAAGCAGUGGCUGCAGGUAGUGGGGCAAUAGUGGAAAGCCCUUCAAGGGGAAGGGAGGCGGAUGCUCCCUCCUCUCUUCUUUAGCAUCUUGAACUCUAUUUGUCUGUCUUUCAGCCACUGUUUCUUUUCCAGUUGAUUCUGUUCCCUCCUCCCUGCCAGCAGAACGUAGAUGUGGUGCGAGGAGGUGGAAUAGAGCCUGGUGGAGCAGUGGUCCCUCCUGGCUGGCAGCGGGAAAGGUGCUGAGUUCCCUGGGACCAACCUUGGGGCAGGCCUGCACUGCCAGUUGGUGCCCCAUACUGAGCAAAGCUGCCUGUUACCUAAGUUUGUUCUUGUAUUAAAAAUGUUAUGUGUUCAGAAAUUUUUAGAGCAUCAGAGAGCUGAAAUUUGAGACGCAACAUAGCUGUGCUAAAGGAGAAGGGUUUCAGAUUUCAUCACGUGCAUGUGCGCCUAUCUAUAUUGUACACGCAGGUGCAGAGUAGUACACAUUGCAUGGGGGUUUGUGCUUACAAGUAUACCUGUGGCUCCCUAAUACAGUGCCUUUCCCAGGAGUUCUUGACAUUUGCAUGUUCAGAAUGAUCAAGAAUGAGCUAAAAUGCACAGUUCACUCUUUAGCUGUGAGAAUCCCUGGAGAAGGAUUCAGGAGCUAGGAAGUUGCUGUUCUUCAAUGCUUUUAUACUAAAGCAGCAAGUGGAGUUACAUUGCGAGCACUCUAUGCACAAACCUCUCUUUUUUUGUUGCAUUUGUUUAUAGUAAAUGCGUGUGCUAAUUUUACAUUCAUAUUUAGGCUCAUUUGAGUUGUGAGGCUUGAUGAGCUAAGCCUUGGAACUACUGUAACAAGAGCAGCUUUUAACAAAAACGUAAGAUGCUCUAAGUCUACUUGUAAAAUAAGUGCUCUGAGCUCACACUGAAGUUUGAGGUUAUAAAAAGGUUCCUCAUACUAGAAAAAAUAGUCCGAGAGUUGUUUCAUCAGUUGCUAGUUCCAUUUGAAAUAUUGAGUAUAAUAAAGUAUCUGAACACUUCCUCCGGUUUGUCCUGGUGCCCUGACCACGGCACCUUCUCUUAAAUUCUACAAGAAUUCCAUCUAUGUGGGGACUACAACAGUGGACCUUCAUUUAGAAAUACAAGCAUACAACAUAUAAGAACUACAGUGUAAUUUUCCUGUUCCUUGCAGCUGAAUUAAAUGCAUUCUAUCAGAGUCUUAGCCUGAUCCUUCUUGCAGAAUCUCUGUGUUUUUUUUGGUGCUAAAUGGAAAACUGUAAUCUGCACAAUCUAUUGCAAGGUUUUUUCUCAUAAAACUAUCUUAAUUAGACGUAGUAUCAAAUGACUGAUGGCUGGAGCAAAGGUAAUCAUCUGUGCAUGUAUUUUUUGGGAUAUAUUCCUAAGUUUAUUUUUCUAAUCAAGUCUUCUGUGCUAUGUUACUUGUUCAAAUUUUCAGUGUGCUUUACAUAAGAUUUGAAUGUCUCCUGCCUUAAUCUGUAGGGCUCUACCACUUGCAAGAAUCAUUUCUUCAGCUUGAAUCUUCUCCAUGACAAACCCACUGCCAAGAUUCAUUCCACCAGCAGCAUCUGAAUGCUUUAAAACACCAGGUCACCACAACGGCUUUUGGGAAGCCACUGUAGUUUGCACUAGCUCUGCAACUGGGGCUGGCCGCUUUCCACCAGGGGCCUUUUUCCCUCUGGCUUUUCAUCCACCGUUAGUAUUUCAUAGGCAACAGUCUCGAGAUUUUGAGUCUCUGUUAAUAAACAGUUGGUCAUAUGAAAGAAUUAGAAGCCAUAUACUCUCCCUCUGCUCUCAAGGAUGUACCUCUGGAUCUGAAGGGCGCUUGCUUCCAGCAAACAGCUGCACUGAAUUCCUCAGAUCCAGUUUACUUACUCAUCCCAGUCCCUCUUUGUGUGUGCUUCUGGGCACAGAAUUCCUUCCUUUCCCCUCUGGUGGGGAAUUGGACUGCAAUGUGGGUCUCCCGGUUCUUCCUGGGUUUUUAGUUUCUGUCAACUCGUUCAAAUUAGUGAGCAAAGCUUUGCCCACAAAGCCAAGUUGUUCUUGGAAAGAGGGUUGCACCCACUAGUGCCAUAAAAACAGUGGGUGUUGCCACUAUUGGACUAAAGGCUCCCAGAAGUAGAAGGCAAAUUAGCAAUUGAAACAAGGGGGUCAGUGGCAAGGGCCGUCAGAGCUCAUGUUUCCAUUUAUUGGGAAAGGCAGAAGGAACUCGUAUCUGAUCACUUUUCUGGAUAUCGCAGUCCUAAAACUUCACUGACUGAUUUCAGUGUGAGAAGCGUAAUGUCUAGAAGUUAAGCAUGUAUUUUAGAAAAGUGAAGUCUUGCUUUAAGAAGUACAGAAAAAGAAUCUGUCGCCUCUGUAGGUAAGUUACUGGAGCAACUCCUGCCCUUUAAAACACCCCCAAAAUCAAGCCUGUGUUUCGGUUCAUCUUGCUUUGGCUCCCAGCCGUUGGGUUUCAGUGUAUCUCUUGGGGGAUGUUCUAUGGCAAAUGUGUCCUGGUCCAGUGAUUUGACACACUGUCAAAAUCAAAAUACCUUCCAAUCAGACUUUAUAGGAAUGGAUUCAGUUUCUUAAUGGUUUUUUUUUUUCAUCCCUCUGGAUUUUGUCAGCUUUUUAAACGAUUUCUAAUUUUCUGAAUGUUCUUUUUUGAAAACUAGAACGAACAAAUGCCAGAACAGAACGUGUCCUUACAGAAAUGACCUUACUAACAUCGUAUAAAUAGAUAAUAAGCUUUACAUCCUCCUCUGCUAUUCUUACUUGGCUGUCUGCCAGAGUCCUUUUGGGGAUUCGCUGACGUCUAGUGUUUAGAUUUUCAUCUUGUGAAUCAAAUCUGUGCAUUCCUUGCAUCAACGCAGCCCUGUUUUAUCUGACUUGGCAAUAUUGUUUGGUAAAAAACACUGUAGGCAAGCAAUCCAAGGCAGUAACCUGUUCGCAUUACUGUUCAGCACUUCAUCAAUGAGAGGUUUUUCCCCCUGCCCCGAGGUUUUAACAGGGAUGACUACUGAAGCUUUUCUAGAUUAUUGAUUGUACAUUGUUGAACAGUAGCGAGCCAAACGCAGAUCCCUGCAGGGCAGCAGGGAAAAUGUUCAUAGAAUAAUUCCUUCACUUAGUUUUUGCAAUCUGUCAGCUGUUUUUUAAUCAGGAUUAUUAGAUACAGUGGCAGUAGUGAUCACUUUUAUUUGGAAGGUCAAAUGAUUUGGAGAAGUCUUGGUUUAAUAGCACCAAUACUUAUUCACAUUUUUUAAGACUUAUAAAAGAGAAACUUUUAUUUUAAAAUGCUUUGACAGGCGUGAAUUAUUCUACUUUCUUGAGUUCUGUACUGAUUGCUUCCCAUGGAUUACUCUAUAGUUUGCUUGGCUCUUAAGGUGAAGCAAAGCCAGUGCUUUUCCCAGGAUCAUACGUUUUACAGUCUUCCCUCAGCCCCAUCAUUGCCUGUUACUGCUGCUUCCCUCUAUUAAGGCAUUUGUAAUUCUAAGUUAUUCCUGUGACUAUGUUUAAAUUUCAGUCCACAAGGUGGGUCAGCAUUAUUCCCAGCGCUGGAAAUGGGACACUUCUAACGCACCGAGGGGGUGUGUGCAUGCGUGUACAUUGCUGUUCUGAGAUUGCGCUUGCAUGCGGUAAGAUAGAUCAUCGUUACUUGCAUUUAGCAAUCAGGAGAAUGGAGAUGUAAGUGAGAUUCUCGAUUAAAUAAUUCUCUGCUAUGGGAAUGAAGAUGCUAGUAUGGAGAUGUAACUCUUUUAUUAUAGUAGGUGAUAUAUUAAAAAUGCAGGUGUGCUUCCAAGUGUGUCAUCUCUUCAUCGUAGCUGAUGAAGCUGAACAAAUCCAAAGCCUGGGUUAAGCAAAAAGUAACUUUUUCUUACCUGAUCAUAUUAAUCAGUAACUUGAGAGAAAAGGGUUAAGUGAUCAAUUCAUUCUGUCCUAUUGGAAUAAAAUUUAUCCGACAGCUGGCCUGGAUUUGUUUCAGUGCCCUCUGCUAGGAAACUGAUUUUUUUCCUUUAGAAACACCACACGUGCUCUGAGUGGUAAAGUACUGCCUUCAGUAUGGAAUGGAUUUACUAUCUUAAUCUUUUCGUGCUAGAUCAUUUAUGAAAUUUAUAUUCUAUUUAUAUUUCUUGUAAGGAGUUCUUGCUCUGGAAAAUACUUUUAUUGGGUAUGUCAUCAGUUUUGAUGUGACAAAACUACUUGUCUUGAAUAAUAUAUAGUGGCUCUUAUUUAAAAAUGUUCCAAAUAUGCAAUAUGUCUUUUGGGAUGAAUAAAUGGUAAAAAUGACGAGAAUAAAUUUAUAACACAACAGAAAGCUGAUUUGUAUUGUACAUAGUCUUUCAUUCAGCCCACCUCCAGAUUUCAGUACUCCACAAUAUCCGAACAACCUGUCGCGCUCUAAUUUACUGCGGUAGAAGACAAGUUAUUAGUUAAUGAAAUCAAUUAAACUUAUUUAAAAAUUGGAAUCUCUAUACCUGUUUACUUUGUGCAAAUGGGAUUUGCGACCGUACAACCUUUCCCUCCUCUGUGUGAAGUGGUGAAGCAGUGUUCCAGCAGCUCUGCGUCCUGCAAACCCAGGGAGAGGAGGGCUGGAACACAGCGCAUGCGUGUGACCUUGGUUUGUGCAAGGGUUAAAUGUUUUCUAGUUCACGGGUCAUCCUUUAAGACAACUGACAAUCCUACAGUCUUUAACCUGCAUGGUGAAUUGGAUGCUUCAGGGCUGACUCAGGAGAAGGACAUGUACUGAGUCACUCAGGUAGUUUUCAGCAGGUUUGAGCAGUUGGAGGAAGGGAAGUUUCUCUGCUGCUUAGUUUGGAUGCACCCCAAGGUGUAGUUUAAGUAAGCGUGGUUCCACUCCAGGCUGUUUUAAGUCCUGGUAUCAGAGCCUCAGUAACUCAUCUGUUUCUCUGUUUUUAAAGCUAAAAGCAGAAUUAACAUUAAAACAUUCUGCCAGAUGCAUGAGGCAUUUGGGGCUUUUGCAGAGACAAAAAAAAAGCCUGGAAGUGUGUUAAAUAUGUCUGUCUGGCUGCUCUUCGUGUUGGUAGUAGAGGUCACGCCUAACGUCUACCAGUAACUGUUCCUAAUUCCUGUCUCCCAAAUACCUCUGUGGAGCACUUUCGCUUAGACCAAGGGGGCAAACACUGAAUUAGUGAAUUUCGGAGUAAUGCUAUAGGUGAAAAAUGGUGAGCAAAAAGGUUUGCUCGCUCUUAAGGAUUCAGCGUCAACGUUACAGGCUCGUUUGUGACAUCCAAAGCGUUUUGUUUUUUCUGUUGUCUGUGUCUCAGUCCCAGUUGAUUGGCAGUUUUUCUGCUGCAGAACAUGACUGUAAUCCAGCUGAUUGUAAUAGAUGUUUGUUGCUCAGUGUUUUCCACUUCACAAUUAUUGUAAUGGCAUGUAAGUGAGAAUGUAGCUUGCAGCAACUUCACAGUGGUCUUUUGAAUUGCCCUUGCAGAGUUAGGUUGUCCAGGUGUUGGUGUCUUGAUGCUGCACAUUGCAGCAAUUGUCUCUGCAGACUUCUCUGAAUUGUCUUUCUUCUUUAGUUUCAAACAUUUUCCAAUUUAAAAGGCUCUCAUCCAUCUGUUUAAAUAGUAAAUUUGAAGUUGCUGCUGUGGUGUACUUGCAGGAUGGUAUUAUUUUCAUGCAUUCCUUAAUUAGUUCGCAGUCAGUAACAAAUUAUUAACAAUCUGCCCUAUUUACUUUACGUGAAAGACUGCUUAUGCAGUGAGUGGGGGUGUUCCUUAGUGCGUCUGUGCCUCUGUGCAGGAGAAUUAGUAGACGUAUAGCAAGAAAAUCUCUAUUGACUUACAUCAUGUUUCUCAUAUCAAAUGUAGAGAGAGCAGUAUAAAUAGUAUUUACCCCAAACUGAUGCUUCCCUCAGUAAGUAGGGAACAAAUACUGGAAUAAUUCCAGCAGAACGAAUGAGUGCUCCUGGGGUAUUUGUUUGGUGAGAACUGAAUUGCUUCAUCAGAUGUGUAGAAUGUUGCAUCUGCUUGGAAUGUGGGUCUGCAGGGCGUCUUUGCUACUGACUGAUCUUAGACGGGCAAGGAAAUUCAUCGGUGAAGCCUUUGAUGUAAUGCAUAUCAAGAUGGAAGAUGAAACUACUGUACUGGCAGAGAUCUUUCGCAACCGAGGCACCUCAGUUCUACUCAUGUGCACACAGACUUAUGUAACGAUGUCGUUCAUUUGGCUCUUUUAAUGUAAAUGGUUUCCAGUUCCCAUGAAAUACAUUUUCCUGGAGGUUAUUAAAGCAUAGUAAGUUUU